Messenger RNA from Ostreococcus tauri, 1026 nucleotides. Its product is annotated as Lipase, class 3. Lineage: Eukaryota; Viridiplantae; Chlorophyta; Mamiellophyceae; Mamiellales; Bathycoccaceae. The coding region runs from base 1 to 1026 and encodes 341 amino acids. Gene Ontology annotation, biological process: lipid metabolic process. The transcript has a single exon. The record is from RefSeq and is a predicted model, not a curated record.
AUGGAUGCGCGACGACGGAGCGGUGUCGAGGCGUCGUCGUCGUCGACAUCGCCUCGAGGACGCGAUGGCGCGCGCGCGUUGGCGACGCUGGCGAUGACGUGCUACUGGAACGUGGGACAAAAGGGGUUCUUUGACGUGGAGGCGACUGCGGAUGAAGCGCUGGAGCUCGGGACGCCGCUCGGGUUUGAACCGCUCAUCGGCGACGGCGGCGAGUUGCGCCGACGGUGCGCGCGAGAGUUUGGUAAUCUGCGAGUCACAGCGUGGUUGAACGGCGUGGACGAGGGAAACGGACGAACGACGCGCGCUGGGGUGCUCACGUCGGAUGAUUGGGUGAUCGUGGCGUUCAGAGGGACGACGCCUUCGCCUCUGCGCGGACUAAUCUUUGAGAGCCAAAUCAACGGACGGGCAGGACAGACGACGUGGGCGAGCGGUGCCGGUCGUGUUCACGCUGGAUACGCCGCGGCGUACGAGACAUUGCGAACGAAACUAGAAGACGCGGUGAGGGCGGAGAUGGACGCAAGUGGGGGAUCGAAAAAGUUGGUGGUCACGGGCCACUCGCUCGGCGGCGCUCUGGCGACGCUCUGCGCGGCGCGCUUGGCUAGCGAAUACGGACCCCAGGGUGCUCGUGUAGACGCCGUGACGUUCGGCCAGCCGCGGGUAGGUGACAACGAGUUCGCGAAAUAUUUGGACCAGGAUUUGAGCCUGGAUUACGCCAGAUUUGUGCACGGCGGCGAUUUAUUCAGCCGCGUGCCGACAUCGGGCUAUUGGUUGCCCACCGCAAACGAGGGACGAUUCGACGUCGAGUACACGCACGCCGGUUCGAUGCUCUGGACGAACGCGAAUGAAAACUCAUCGACGAAUCGUCACAUCUACGCCCCCAAAAACUCCGGCGAUCCGGACGGUUUCUCCACCGACUCAAGGAUGAUCAAUCCCGUUACGGUUGCCCGUCACCACUCGGGAUACGCAAAUUUUUUCCAAGAAGACCCGUCCAUCUUCGACGCCUGGCCCGCGACCGGGACGCUUUAA